This is a messenger RNA of Suillus subalutaceus, 2334 nucleotides long. RefSeq lists its product as uncharacterized. Lineage: Eukaryota; Fungi; Basidiomycota; Agaricomycetes; Boletales; Suillaceae. The coding region runs from base 1 to 2334 and encodes 777 amino acids. The record is from RefSeq and is a predicted model, not a curated record. The transcript is spliced from 13 exons.
AUGGGGGGUCGUGAUCACUCACAAUAUCUUGCUUUACCAUCGGAAGAAGAAGUGAAGAAAUGUUUCCGGGCGUUUAGAUCUGCGACAUCAAACUCAGCCCUUGCAAUGUUGAUUUGCGUCGUUUGUGCGAGAGAGUUGAUGAGUUAUGAAGUUUCUGUGGAUUCCAUUCCAAGAUCAGUAACAUUAUGGGAGGGCAUGUUGCUGCUUGAUGGUCAUAUCAAAGGCAAUGCACCAAAUGCAACAGGUUGGUUGUAUUCAAAAGAUUCCCACGGCGGAAAUCCUAGUCAUAUGCAGCGUGGCAUGGCCGGCAAUGCAACAUUGUAUGACAUGAAUACUGACGAUGUUGCGAAGAUGAUAGGAGGACAAUUUCUGCCACAGCCUGUGGACACAUUGGCGUCAAUAAUUGGAAUAACGUAUAUUGGAAAACAAGACUUGCCGAAGGAUUGGUUGAAGUCAACAUUUUGUGUCCGUCGUGCUGUGGUUUUCAAUGCACUUGUGUGGUUGAAGGCCAACAAUCCAUUGUAUGCGGAUAUUCAGAUAUCGGAAGACUUGCUUGCACGACUUCCAGAGGAUGAAGUUCCUGAAGAAAUCAUCUCGAUCAUUCGCCAUGAGGCUAGUGAUGAUGUUGCGAUGCGUGAAAGUGAGGGCUAUGUACCCAGUGAGCAAGUGGCUUAUGAUCAACGUGAACAUCAUAUUUAUUUGGAAUACAAAGCACUGGAUGAUCAGAUAAUGCUGGAAUUGCAAGGUCAAGGAACCUUGAAUGCAGGGAAUCACGAUGUUGAAGGUCUGAGUCCUGAUAGUCGUGAUGGCAGCAGUGUCAUCCCAUUGCAAUUUCUUGGGAUCACUGACACGGAGCUUAGCAAAUUGCCACUGAAUGACUUGAUGAAAUACGCACUUAUGAAUCUGGAUGACAAUGAAGGAGGAUAUGCUGUUCGCCAUAGUCACAAUCCUGUGUCAGAUUUUGCUCGUGAUCGAGGAGGAAAAGAGUCAAAUAGGAUUAAUCCAUUGGCUGCUACCUAUCCGAAGCUUUUUCCAUAUGGUGUUGGAGGCAUUGAAGCAAUGCGGACAAAAUCUGUUGGAUUUGAUGAACAUGUUCGAUGGGCAUUGCAAUAUCACGAUCGUCGGUUCCGCACUCAUCAUUCAUUUCCCUUUAAACGUAAAGCACUCCAAUCUGCUCAGAUUCAGAUGCGACGAAAAGAUUUCGAGCGCGAUGCGCAAGCAGAGAAGGAGGAAGCAGAUAACAAAUUCAUUUCAAAUCCUCGAGUUCGAAUCCUGCGGAAACACGUAUUUGCCAUGUCAGGUCAAGUUGUUGGAUCUGAUAAUGCCCGGGCUCGGUAUCGCGGACAAAUGUGGGGGACAUGUUUGUGUCUCUGUGGACCAAGUCUUUGGAUGACAAUAAAUCCAACCUUCACAGGAGAAACGAUUAAUCUGGAUGACUUCGACCUUCGUGCUGCUCAAAAUAUUGCCAGGGAUCCAUUCGCAGCUGCGAAGUAUUUCUUUUUUAUCAUCAAGGCCAUUCUUUUGCACCUUUUCCAAAUCAAUGCAACAAGUCAUCAGGUGCAUAGCGAGAUGGGGGCACAAGGGCGAGGGACCCUGCAUGUUCAUAUGAUGGUCUGGCUACAGCACACUCCAAACAUGGUGGAGAUGCAUGCUCUGUUGCACGAUGACAGUUUCUGUGCACGUGUGCGGAACUAUAUCCAACAAAACAUUCGCGCACAUGUCGACGGUUUAGAUGAAGAGACCAUUCGGUCAAUGCCGAAAGAGAGCGGUUUGCCUUAUUCGCAUCCUCCAAAUCCUGACUUGGGUACCUGGCAGGCGGAGAGUCAAGAUGUUGAACAUCGUGUUGUUAGGUCUCAGCAAGUGCACACGCAUGGGCAGCUGUUGUCACCAGUUGAUGUCAUUGACGAACAUGGCAGAUGGAGUCCAAAGCGGACCUACGCAUUUCUCAACAACUACUGUCCAGCCAUUACCACGACGCUCCGUUGCAAUAACGACAUCAAGCUUCUCACAAAUGCUUGGUAUCUCACAGGUUAUUCAACGAAGAAGCAAAACAAAAACAAUAAUGUUUCUGCUCUCAUGGCAAACACACUGUUGUACCAUCAAGGGCACUCAAACCAUCUUGAUGGCACCCUCGAUCGUAAUCGUCUUCUGCUGUUUCGCUGCCAACAUGCCAUAAAUCGGGAAAUGGAAAUGUCUGGUCCACAAGUGAUGGCAUACCUUAUGAACUGGGGAGACAUCAUUUGCUCGCACCAUUAUGUGCCAUUAUACUGGUUCGCACUUAAAUCACAUUUACUAGAGGCAUUCCCGGAGCUAAAGGAGGACAAAACUCGGUAA